Molecule: messenger RNA, 3609 nt
Organism: Saccharomyces cerevisiae S288C
Lineage: Eukaryota; Fungi; Ascomycota; Saccharomycetes; Saccharomycetales; Saccharomycetaceae
Gene: RPM2
Product: ribonuclease P
Exons: 1
Coding region: 1-3609 (1202 amino acids)
Cellular component (GO): mitochondrion
Molecular function (GO): ribonuclease P activity
Source: RefSeq, marked reviewed
AUGGCUUUCAAAUCAUUCAUAUACUCUAAAGGUUAUCAUCGUUCCGCCGCUCAAAAGAAAACUGCAACAUCUUUUUUCGAUAGCUCCUACCAGUAUCUAAGGCAAAACCAAGGUUUGGUAAAUUCGGAUCCCGUACUUCAUGCAUCUCAUCUACAUCCUCAUCCGGUCGUAGUAGCGAAUGUAAACUAUAACAACGUAGAUGAUAUUUUGCAUCCGCACGACCUGGAUUCUAGCAUAAACAACACUAACAACCCCCUCACCCACGAAGAACUACUUUAUAACCAAAACGUUUCCCUUCGAUCGCUGAAGCAGCAGCAAAGUACAAACUAUGUUAAUAACAACAACAACAAUCAACAUAGGUAUUAUUCUACCGGCCCCACAUUACCAACAAACCAAUAUGACCCCUUAAACUUUAGUAAUAGGAACUUCCAAGAUCUAUCAUUAAAAACAUCACAACCAUCAGUACAACAGCCACAAAAUGAGUACAGCCUUCUAAAAGACGAAAACGCUCCAGUUUGGAAGGAGGACACAGAACCAUGCCUGAAUAAAUCUACAUACUUGCAAACUCAUAUUGAUGAAAUUAAUCGUUGUUACGAACAAAAAAAUUAUAACAAAAUCAACUCUUUAUAUCAAUCAUUGAAAAGAAAUGAUAUCGUUCCGCCACUGGAAAUAUUUACGAAGGUUUUGGACUCUCUUUGCAAAAGGCCGCUAGAUAACAAUGAUUUAGACAACAAAAUGUACGAACUCUUGACGUGCUACCAAGAUAUGAUCAACAAUAGAUUAAAACCUCCUGAUGAGAUUUAUAAUAUUGUACUAUUGUCUCUUUUCAAGGGCUCAAUUUUGGCCUAUCAGUUCGAAAAUCCAAACGGUAGUGAUUUUUACAAAAUUGCCAUUGAAUUAUUCAAUACGACCACCAACGAUCCAAAGCAAAAAAGUGUGGUUAAGUUUCGCAAUUUUUCCAAAGAUGUUCUCGACUAUAACCUUUUAGCGAUGAACAUCUAUCCGGGCCAUAUCACCCUGUCAAAAGCCCAACAAGUUAUUAAAUCUUCACCUGCCUUUAUCAAAGAUUCUUUUUACUUCAUAGCAUGCUUCUCAUACGCUAAAUUAACAAAUGAUAAGUUUGCCAUUAAAGAACUUUAUGAAGAUUUCAGACUAUCUUUAUCAUCUGGCAGUCCAGACCAAGGCUUAUUUGAUGACCAGUUUGAAAUUUACAGCGUGAUUCUUUCUAGUUUUAUUGAAACUGGCGAAGUUGAACUGGCUACCAAUCUUUUGGACGAUUUAGUUUCCAAAAUUCAAAGCUCAAAUGGUCUCGCUUCCAAUAUUUCUUUAUUGCUAUCGAGUUUCUUAAUUUCGAUGAGUAAGGUAGAUCCUUCAAAAGCUUAUGAAAUAUGGUUUAAAUUCCAUAAUUUAAAUUGGAUACCUGAGUUCUCUUACGAAUUUUAUUUGGUUUUCAUGGCAAACAGUUUCCAAGAUUGGAAUUUGACUAAGAAAAUAUAUGACUAUAUUUUUCCUAUGGAAAGAAAUUUGUCUCCAUUAAAAAAACAAAAAUUAUCAGAUUACUUACUGCAUCCAAUCGGUGUUGACUCCAUUACGACCUCUUUGUUAGAUUAUUCUUUACAAUUGAAAGAUAAUGAAGUUAUUAUGAAAAUUCUAGAAGAGUCCAUUGUCAAAAAUUUUUCUUUUGAUAUUGGCAUUUAUCCAUUUGUUUUCAAUUAUUUAAGAGAAAUUCAGUGCGGCGAGGACUACCUUAUGAGAUUUAUUGAAUCACACGCUGAGUUUAUCAAGAAGAGCAACUCAAUUAACAAAUUUCAAUUCUUAAAUAUGAUAGUUGAUAAUUUCCAAUCACAAUCAUUAUUAAACAAAAUAUCCCACGCAAAGUUUUUCAAAAACUUCGUAGAAGAUUUCAAUUUAGAAAACUGUGAAUUGGUCAGCUAUAAUGGGCUAAUAUCAUGCAUUAAUAACUUCAUUAAAAUUCCAAAGACAAUAAAGGAUUUCCCAUACAUUCUGGAGAUUCAUGCAAUUUUGGUAACAAAAUUAUUUGAUUUUGACACUUACCCAAUUUUGCAAAAUGGCAACAACGAGGUUCUUUUGAAGUUUAGAGAUCAAAUUGAACAUCAGUUUAAAAUGUUAGCUCAAAACUUCUGCAGAUUAAACCUAGAUCCUAAUUUGUUAGCAGGUGUCGUAUCUCAAGCUAUGAAAAUGGUUAACCUAGAUGACACCGCUAAUGGACAAGAUUUAUUGAACUUUUUCAAUCAUCCAGGUGAUUGGGACAAAUCUUAUCCUUUGUCACUAGGUUCUUUCAUCAGGAACUCACCCAGAGGUGGUAUAAGAGAAUUUACGAAAUUGAGCAAAGAAGGUUAUUGCUUUGAUUAUGACACUUAUAAAGAAUUGAUAAUUAAACGAGCUAUUAACAAACAAAUUAUUGACAAGUGCUUAGAGGUAUGCCCUGAUUCAAUUGAACUAAAAAAUAUCGUAAAUUUGAUGAUUUCAAAGAUUCCUGGUAGGAACCUAACCCAAUUGAUAAUCAAUAAUCCAAAAUUUAGCAAAGUUUUUGUGCCAAAUUUAAGAAAUGAUUCUAUGUUAAAAUUAAUCGAAAACUGCGAAUCUUUAUCGAAUUUCAUAAGAAUCUGUGAUUUCCCAGAAAAGUUCAAAAGUAUUGCUAUUCAAGCCGAAAACAAAAAUGCUAUUGAGCUGAUUUAUGAAAGACUGUUUGACGGCGGUAAGUACGCAGAUAUUUUGAGAUAUAAUAAUAUUGUUCCGGUGUUAAAUUUGGAACUUUUAUUAAAAUCUUGUAUCAGGUCUGGUGAAUUCAAGAAGUAUGAAAGUCUCUCUAAAAAGUUUAAUGACAAAAUAAGCGAAUCAUCAAAAAUUGAUAUUCAGCUAGAAUAUUUAAUUAAUAAGAAUGAUUUAAAAGGGGCAUUCACGCUGUUUGAAAAGACUCCAAGGGAGCUGAGAACCCCCCAUAAGACUAUGGACCUUUAUACAUUUGCCUUAUUUUUGGAUAGUUUCAAUAGGAACAUCACGUAUUAUGAAAGUCCGGAAAAUACAUUACAAUUCGCCAAUAUUUUAUCCAGCCAAACAAGCUUCAUAAAUUUACUAUCGACGUACAACUUAAUUGCCCAUUCAGAUCACCUCAUGAACUUCAACGUCGGUGGAAUGGCAGCAAAAGUUAAAAAAGAAAUCCUGAAUCAAAUGCUAAACAAUUUGUAUGAUUCCAUCAGACUAUUGUCUCCCAGCAUUGAAAAUGACAAAUCAAUGAAGGAAAAAUUGAGAGAAAAAGUAAAGAACUACUGCAGAUUCAAAGCUUAUUUGAAGUCACCUGAAUUGGACAUGGAUGAACUGAAGACCUUGGUUUCAGUCGAGUCUUUUUUAAAUCCUUUCACUCCUUCAAUGUUGUUCAAUAACUUGAUCGAAACUAUUUAUAUAAACGAACACGCUUCCUCGUUAGUCCUUCAGAAUGGGUUGAUCUAUUCACUCCAACAGAAAGGUCUCAAUAAGAUACUGAGCUAUCUAGAAGAAAGCUUCAUCACUAGUGGAAAUGAUGCCAAUAUUGAAAAGGUCAGGGAAUUCAGGUCCCUUUUAAGGAAGAGCAAGCCUCUUCAAGCAUGA